Diceros bicornis minor is the source of this 1934-nucleotide messenger RNA. Its product is annotated as KIAA1143 ortholog. The record is from RefSeq and is a predicted model, not a curated record. The transcript is spliced from 3 exons. The coding region runs from base 58 to 525 and encodes 155 amino acids. Lineage: Eukaryota; Metazoa; Chordata; Mammalia; Perissodactyla; Rhinocerotidae.
GGCGCCCCUGUACCGUCUCGAGGCGGCCCGGUGAGCUUGUUUUUCCGCAGAGCAGCCAUGAGCAAGCGGAACCAGGUGUCGUACGUGCGGCCAGCCGAGCCGGCGUUCUUGGCUCGCUUCAAGGAACGGGUCGGCUACAGGGAAGGGCCCACCCUGGAGACCAAGAGAAUCCAGCUUCAGCUCCCAGAUGAAGAUGGUGAUCACAGUGACAAAGAAGAUGAACAGCCUCAAGUGGUGGUUUUAAAAAAGGGAGACCUGUCAGCUGAAGAAGUCAUGAAAAUUAAAGCAGAAAUAAAGGCUGCCAAAGCUGAUGAAGAACCAGCUUCAGCUGAUGGAAGAAUCCUGUAUCGAAAACCAGUCAAGCGUUCCUCAGAUGAAAAAUACUCAGGUUUAACAGCAAGCUCAAAAAAGAAGAAGACAAAUGAAAAUGAAAUAGAUAAGCAAGACUCAGUUAAAAAGAACUCACAAAAGCAAAUCAAAAACAGUAGCCUCCUUUCUUUCGACAAUGAAGAUGAGAAUGAAUAAGUGUAAACAUUUUGGACUUAGUCUUCUUUAAGAGUUUAUGGGGUGUUUUUUAAAAUAACAUUUUUUCCUACUAUAAAAAUAAUACAAGUUCAUUUUAGAAAAUACAGAAAAAAAUUUAGUAAGAUAAAAACUAUGUCUAUCCAUCAAUACGCCUUUGACUUGAAAUGCUAACUCUGUAGACGUUAACUGUUAACAUUUUGUUAUUUCCCAUGUGCAGGGUGUGUAUGUAUGUAAAUUAUAUUUUUUUUAAACAAAAUUGAGAUUGUAUUGUGUAUGUUCUCUCUCCUUCUCAUUUGGCAUUAUAUUGUGAGCAUUUUUCCAGGUCAGUAAAAUUCAAAAACCUAACAAUAGCUACAGAGGAUUUCGUAAUUAAACAGAUCCCCUGUUGUAUCUUCCUCGUUAGCAGAACACCACUUUGGAUGGGAGAGACAACAAUGUGCCUAGUUAUGAAUACUUUCCCAGCUCCUGCUAAGGGUAGCCAUCUGACAGCUCUGACAAGUUAAGAGAUACAAGUGGGUCUUAUACAAGUGAGGAUUUAAUGUAUAAUGUGGUGACUAUGUUGAUAACACUGUAAAAAAAAAAAAAAAAGAUAUAAGUGGAAGUCUGCUUAAUAAAGCAACUAGGUUUUUUGAUACAAAAGGACAGAUUUGGCAAGAAUGAGCCUUUGUCCUUCUCUCUCCAUCCUGCCUGGAGCACAGAGAGGAAACCUAAGACUACUGGAGCCAUUUUUAGGCAUAAGGAAGGCACUACCCUGUCUGGGUGGGACAGUGGAAAGAUUCGAGGAGCUUGGAUCCUGAUGGCAUGCCUCGAGGAGCUGCUGCACCAGCCUUGGACUGCCAACCUCUGGACUUCUUGAUACAUGAGAAGAGUCAACACCCUCUUAUUUAAGCCUCCGUUGGGUUUCUGUUACAUGGUCAAACGUGCUUGCACAGAAACCUCUAAGUGUAUUUCUGAUGAUUUCCUUAGAAUGAAUUGCUAGAAGCAGAAUUGUUGGAUCAAAGUGUUUGAAUAUUUUUAAAGCUUUUGAUGCUUGCUUUCAAAUUGCUUUCUAGAGAGGUUUCUACCAUUUUAUUCAUUGACGAUCUACAAGAGCCCACUUCACCUCAUCCAUGAUAACAGUGCACCAGUCUUGGGCUGGUAUCAGCCUUUUCGUUUUUGUCAACUUGAUGUAUUGAAAAUGGUGUUUAAUAGUUAAAUUUAAUUGGCACUUUCUUUGACUUACCAAGGAGGCCAAACUGUUUUUCAUAUGUUAACAGACUAUUUUGUAUUUCUUUUUAAAUUAACUUUUUGUUCAUUUUCCAUUAACAUAGUCAUAUUUUUCUUACUAAUUUGUAAAUUAUGUAAUCUAUGAGUCUUUUUUCAUUGUGGUGUGUUUCCCAACCUCUGUAUCAGAUAAAGAAUCACCUAUA